AUUCAUUUUGCAUAUACUACUCUACAUGCUGAGAGAAAAGAUUCUAAUUCAGCAUUUCCCUGUAAAACAUUUGUUUUCUGUGUAUGAAGAGCUUUACUCCUUGCAUUAAAAAAACAUUUUUAUGAUCUAACACCUGCAUAUUGACAUGGUACAGUGGAGAGAGAAGAUUGCUGCCUCCAUGUCUUAUGCCAUAUGAACCUCCUAGUUCCGGGAGGCUGAGGGCGCAUUCACUCUUCAAAUAUUGGUUUGUUAUAAGUGAUCCCCUUUUCUGAGUCCAUGAUGUACAUGUUUAAGCCUCUUUAAAGUUGCCUUAGCUUUCCUCAAGCCGGAGUUUUUGAAGUAUGCUGGACUACAACUCUGGCAAUCCCACAGCCAGCUACAUUGGCUGUGCAGUCAUGGGCGAUGUAGGUCUAAAAGACAUUGUGCUGCCAUAUUAGGAAGGCUGCCUUAACUGGAUUAUGGUAAAGCUCUGAAGUUUUACUGUGGGUGGCAGCCACAUUUUCUCUGGGCAACUAGAGCUUGGAAAUGAUGGAUGUCAAUUUGUGUGCUCCAGCCUGUGGUAUUCAGAGUAGAUGGUCUUGGUGAGAAAGGAGCUCUUUAGUUAUAAUAUCUAUGGUAAGCCCUCACCCUGGACCCCUUGGAUUGAAAGGCGGUUAAGAAGUAUUGGUUGUGAUUGAUGUGCCAUUAUGUCAAGGUGACCCUAAUAGUGUUUUUCAGGAGAUUUUGAAGAAAUGGUUUUAUCAUUGCUUCUCCACAGUGUCUUUCCAUGACUGAGCAAGGGAUUUGAACCCAAGUCUUAAGUCUGACACUUUGUCUGCUAGACCACACUGACAUGCUAGGGAUGAACCUGUCUCCUGACCAUUUCUUUUACACUUCUGGGGUAAAACGUUCUGAGAGGAGAGCUGCAGUAGUAGGAGCCAGUGUGGUGCAGCAGUUAAGAGUGUUGGGCUGGACCUUGGGAGAUUUCAGAAUCAAGUUCUGGCUGAACCAGGAAAGUCAACGGGAUGAUCUUGGGCCAGUCCUGCUGUCUGCCUGGCUCACCUUGCCAGGUUGUCGUGAGGUUAAAGUGGGGAAGAGGAGACCCCUUUGAGCUCAUUGGAAGAACAAUGAGAUGUAAACGUAUCAAACAAAUGGUUGACCAGCUGGAUUUCUUCUUGUGAAAAGGAGCAAAGUCUUGUACAUGAAGGGAAAAGACAGGAAAGCACACUCCGUUAACUCUGUUUAUGGAAAAUCCCCUUAGCGCUUAGUAUAGCAAAUAAUUUGAAAACCUCCCUGGGCUCCUUGGGUUCAAACACAGUUAAGAAAUCCUGGAAAUGGAUGAGCCUGCAACAAUAUGUGAUCAAAGCAGAAGGGGGAGGGAAGAAAAUAUUGCAGGCAGACACUGGUGUGGUCAGAGUAGGAAAUGAGAUGCAAAGUUCUGCAACAGAAUGUGUUGAGAGAAAGCCACAGAGGGAUUGAACCAAGCCUCACGUUCAGACCUACAGGCAAAAUGAAGCUGACCCUUCCAACCGUGUUCCUUGUCUGCAUUGGGUGGUGUUUUUCUCUGUCUUCAAGUUUCAGCGUGAUCGAUACAGAGACCCCAGUGAUUUUCAAAGGCAACAAGGCUGAUCAGUUUGGCUAUCGUGUCAUCCAAACAAAAUCAAACAGGGCACCUUGGUUAAUAGUGAGUGCCCCCCUCUCAGGCAACCGGACGGGCUCCCUUUUCCGCUGCUCGUAUGAUACAGAGAAGUGCCAGCCACUCAUUCUUCACCAUAACUACACUCCUGGUAUAUCCUUGGGCUUCUCGCUGGCAGCUGAUGAAGUGACUGAUUCCAAAAUUGUGGCCUGUGGCCCAACUUGGGAGCGCCGGUGUGGAGAAUUUGAUUAUUUGAAUGGUGUCUGCUACAUCAUGAACAAUUUUGAUCAAAACUUGAAAGUGGUCCGUCCAGCUUUCCAAGAGUGUGUCUCCGGUGUGGAUGCUGUGAUCUUAUAUGAUGACUCUAGGAGCAUCAACGACGCUGCUUUCCAGACCAUGCAGACCUUCUUCCUCAAUCUAACAAAUUCUGUAAAUGACCUGGAUGUACAGUUUGCUGUGGUCCAAUAUUCCUCCGACCCCUUUCUUAUUUUUGAUUUCACUGCAUAUAAUAACACUGGAGGCCAAGUAAGGAACACUCUCCACAGUGCCCAGCGGAUCAGAGGAAACACUUUCACCCCUACAGCCAUCCGCUUUGUGGUGGAAAAGGUUUUUAUUCCUGAGCGCGGCAUGCGACCGGACAGCAAGAAACUCCUCAUCGUUCUGACGGAUGGCAUCUCCAAUGAUCAACGUAACACGUUCGAGGAAGCCAAGCAGGCUGCGGAUGCAAAAGGCAUCAUCCGUUAUGCCAUCGGGGUUGGUCAGAACUUCGUUGAAGGACAAGAUGAGCUACAUAAAAUUGCCUCAUCAGCUCACAAUAUUUUCUCAGUAAAGAGUUUUGACGCACUUCAUAGCCUUCAGGAAGAGCUGAAAGAGAAGAUUUUCGCCAUUGAAGGGACCUCUGGAGCCUCGCCUGGCAGUUCAUUCCAGCUAGAACUUUCCCAAGGUGGAUUCAGCACCCUUCUCACUGCUGAACAUUUGUUAACUGGAGCAGUUGGAGCCUAUGGCUGGUCUGGGGGUCUGGAAAAAGGGUUCUUGGCACAGCCUCCCCAAACCAAAUUUCUGAAUGACUCCACUGCUCACUCUGAGGACUCCUAUUUGGGUUAUGCUGUGGCUCUGGCUCAUCGUGGCCAGCUGGCUUUCUACAUUGCGGGAGCUCCACGGUACCAGCAUGUUGGGAGAGUCUUAGCUUUCGAAAGCCAGAAUAGCCAGAUAACUGCAACUGUUUGGGGCAAACAGGUGGGUUCUUACUAUGGUGCUGAGCUUUCCUCAGUGGAUCUAAAUGCAGAUGGAAAUACAGACCUCAUUCUGAUCGGUGCUCCCCUUAACUACAAUGGGACACAUGGUGGGCUGGUUGAGGUCUGCACCAUGGAUGAUAUGGGUGGCCUUGUUUGCGUCCAGACACUUCAUGGGGUCCCUGGCAAUGGACUAGGACGGUUUGGGGCAGCCCUCUGCUCUUUAGGGGACGUGAGUGGAGACGGCCUUGCCGAUGUGGCAGUAGGCGCUCCCAUGGAGGACGAAGAACAUGGAGCCAUUUACAUUUUCUUGGGAGAAACCGAUAGGUUGAGGGAACAGCAUAGCCAGCGUAUCUCUGCCACUUCUCUUUCUCCCACACUCCACUACUUUGGACAGUCCCUCCAGGGAAGGCUGGACCUGAGUGGGGACCAACUGGUGGACAUAGCAGUUGGCUCAAAAGGAAGCGCAGUGCUGCUUCGAUCCAGGCCUGUCUUCACGGUCAUCUCUUCACUGAGUUUCUCACCCACCUUGAUUUCCUUGGAUGACCCUAACUGUGGAAGCGGAAAAGUUUCUGGCUUUGGGCCCCGUGGGAACCUCAGUCUUUGCUUCACCCUGAAACUUCUGAGCAAAAAGUGGAGCAGCGGUCCUCUGCGAACUACCAUCUCUUUUAAUCUCCAGCCUGAUGCGAAUCAGUCUUUGCCACGUCUUACGGUAGAGAACGAGGCCCCCAGCCUUGCAGAAACCAUCCGGGUUGCAAGUAUGCCAGUCUGUGUGGAAAAGAUCCUCCAAGCUCCGGUCUGUCUGGAUGAUACCUUCACUCCAGUUGUGUUGCGGGCAAACUUCUCAGUUCAGGGGGACCCAGAUAUCUCUGCUAAGAAUCUACGCCCCGUCCUUGACCCUGGGACUAACCUUUCUGCCCAAAUCCAGGUUCCCUUCAAGCAAGAUUGUGGCUCCAAUGAUAUUUGUGUGUCUGAUCUUCGCAUCUCCUUCAAUUUUUCAGGGUCAAAGGGCCUUAAACUGAGUCCAAAUUUCAUACUGAACUUAACAGUGAAACUAGAAAAUGUGGGAGAGACAGCAUAUGAGCCAGGCCUUUCCUUUUACUACUCCCCUAUUUUGUCCUUCCAGAGAGCUUCAGUUCUUCAGUCUAAUUGGCGCUUGUCCCCUGCUUGUGAAAUGCAUGGAUCCCAAGGAAAUACAUCUGUCCGUCACAGUUCCUGCAGUUUCAGGCCCCCAAUCCUCAAAAGAGGCAUUCAGGCCUUCCUGCAAUUUUCCUUCCGCUCCUCCAGUGGCGACUCUUGGCAGAGCAAGUUUGCUUACUUCACCAUCCAAGCACACAGUCAGAAUGAAAAUAACACACUAAGCGACAACAAGGCCACAGAACAGCUGCCAGUGCUGCACCCAGUCAAUGUUAUUGUGAAGGGGCUUGAAUCCACUGCAUAUCUUAAUUUCUCUACCAGGAUUCCCGAGAAGAAAAUACUUACACACGCCUAUGAGGUCAGAAACUUAGGCUCAAACAUCACCCCAGUCAAUGUGACCUUUAAGCUCCCCUUAAAGACUAAAUUGGGUUUCUUCUGGAAUGUUACCCCGACCCAUGACGACGUAAUGAAUCGGUUCUCAUGCAUGUUCACUUUCAAAAAAGGAAUCAAGACUAAGGACCUUAAAAAACCUAGCACGAGAGGAUGCUUGGGAGCUUCCAUCUGCUCUACAUUUCAGUGCCUAAUUGCCAAUCUCUCUCUGGGUGAAGGGAUCACAUUCAUUUUUUCUGGAGAAUUUUACAUACAAGAUGAUAUUAAGCUAGAGUCCCAAAGUCUCAACCUUCGCAGUGAGGCAUCUGUGGUUGUAGAUGAAACCAGGUUUUUCCAGAGUCAGCCAGAGGAAUUUCACUUCACCCAGAUCAACACUGUAGUUGAGCUGAUUUCGCCAUUCAAUCCCGUUCCCAUCAUUGUGGGCAGCACCAUCGGUGGCAUCCUGCUCUUGGCCAUUUUAGUGGCUAUUUUGUACAAGCUCGGAUUCUUUAAACGUAAGCGUUUGCCCCAAACGGAUGAGACCGCAGCAGGACCAGCUGACCCCAUUGAACAAGCUCCUCAAGCAUCAAGCAGCGGCUAAGCAGGAAAAGGAAUUAUGGUUUUGGCAGAGAGCUGAAAGCCAGGAUCCCUGCAUUUGCUGAAACAGGAAUGGGGAGGCAGGACCUCUGGAUUCCCUGAGAAAACAAGAGGGUGGGGGAGUGGAGAGAAUGAGGCUGGGAGCCAGGACAGAGUUUAAUAAUUUAAUUAAAAAGAUUUUUUUUAAAUGAAAA
Messenger RNA from Pogona vitticeps (central bearded dragon), 5144 nucleotides. The record is from RefSeq and is a predicted model, not a curated record. NCBI's taxonomy places the organism in Eukaryota, Metazoa, Chordata, Lepidosauria, Squamata, Agamidae.